This is a messenger RNA of Eremomyces bilateralis CBS 781.70, 571 nucleotides long. RefSeq lists its product as uncharacterized. The transcript is spliced from 2 exons. Bases 294 to 530 code for a protein of 78 amino acids. The record is from RefSeq and is a predicted model, not a curated record. Lineage: Eukaryota; Fungi; Ascomycota; Dothideomycetes; Eremomycetales; Eremomycetaceae.
UUUUAACUAGCCGCAUCUAACUGACUAUGCAGUUCUAGGGGGAGCUUGUGGAGGGAGUUAUGGCCUUAUCCCCAACGACAAUACGAAGUGCCCAUAAAAGUGACAACGAAUCGUCGCGCUACGUCAAUCCAAUCUUUGUUCCAGCGUGUCGGGUUGACCCUAUGGAGAUUUGAUGGACUAAUUAAGAAAGUGGAAGCACCACGACAUGAAAGGAAAUCAAAAAUGGUGACCCGAACCGAGCGGCUCGAGAGUCGAGAGUCCUGAGUCGAGAGUCCUGAGUCGGGAGUCAAAAGAUGGCUGUGAUAACGAUUUUACAUAUCCUUUCUCAUCAUCCUGCGGACCUGAGCCAUGCGUCUGUAUACAACUCCCCAGCAGCGGAUCUCUUGGCUGGGUCCCACUGCAGCAGUUUUCCCGCGAAAGAAAUGAAUUCCCUCUUCUCUUCGAGGGCUGUUACCGACUCCUCCAGGCUGAUUGAUGGCAUCUCCACGAGGCCCUUCCAGUUACUUUUGUCCCAAAAUGGAAAUCAGUGAAUUUCCGGGAGGUGAGCAGAAGCAGGGGGCAAGCAAUCUAA